AUGGAAAUGUCAAAUCUCUACAGUUCAACCAGGUCAAAGUAUGGGCCUGAUUUAUCAAGAUCACAAUCGGCUCCUCCUCGAAUGCAAAGUGAUACCUUAACUGAUGAAUACGAACGUGGAAGAAGUAGAAGUAGGUGGCCGAUAACAAGAUCAAGAUCGUUAUCACCAUCUCGAAAAUCGUCCUCACCAUCUUCAUCAUCUUCUUCUUCACCGACACGCUGUCCGCUGGCAAUGACUGGUCAAGAUAUGUACCAGUCUUACGAUUGCUUGCUUUCACUAGAUUACACAUCUCCGAACGAUUCAUUUUUGUCGAGAGACUUCAAAAAGAAUUCGAAAGAACUUGGGUUAUCAAUGGAUGAUGAAAGAGACAACGAAGAACGACAACCAGCUUAUCCACUGUCACCUGGACGAGAAUCACCACACGAAGAAAUGAUAAGCUGGAGUUUUCUAAAAAGUAUGACAGAGGAUAAACUAUUGAAAGCUGACAAGAAAGGAGAUCUGCGGAAGCAAGUAUUGCUCACCAAUUUCGGAUUAAUUUGGCAAGCCUGGUUUUAA
Helobdella robusta is the source of this 555-nucleotide messenger RNA. RefSeq lists its product as hypothetical. Lineage: Eukaryota; Metazoa; Annelida; Clitellata; Rhynchobdellida; Glossiphoniidae. The transcript has a single exon. The record is from RefSeq and is a predicted model, not a curated record. The coding region runs from base 1 to 555 and encodes 184 amino acids.